This is a messenger RNA of Colletotrichum chrysophilum, 414 nucleotides long. RefSeq lists its product as uncharacterized. The record is from RefSeq and is a predicted model, not a curated record. NCBI's taxonomy places the organism in Eukaryota, Fungi, Ascomycota, Sordariomycetes, Glomerellales, Glomerellaceae. The transcript is spliced from 2 exons. The coding region runs from base 1 to 414 and encodes 137 amino acids.
AUGAAGUGGAUGGCCAUCAACGUUCUUUUCCCGGAGUUCAUCUUUGCUAAAGCCGUUUGCGACCUACGGCUCGCGCUCGAGGAACUCCGCGAGUUUGAUAUCAAUGUAGCACAGAAGAAGACGCGUCUCCAGCUUUCCGAAUGGACCGUGUCAUAUAAGGGGGCCAGCCACGAGUGGUCCUGGGAGUUCGAGUACCCACUGUGGGCGCGCGGGCUAUAUGGUCUGCUAGGCCUCACACCUCCGGAACCUCCUUUCAACGAGAAGCCUCUCCCGCAAUGGAUUUCGAGAAUAUUUUCUCUGAUCUCUUCCAACGCCAAAUCGUCCGAGAAUUCGAGCGAUCCUGAGGCCCAAUACUCGAACGCGCUUCCUCAUCGAGAGCACAAGAAGUUGGCCUAUCCCAGACGCCACAUAUAG